Molecule: messenger RNA, 2130 nt
Organism: Pochonia chlamydosporia 170
Lineage: Eukaryota; Fungi; Ascomycota; Sordariomycetes; Hypocreales; Clavicipitaceae
Product: multicopper oxidase, type 1
Exons: 1
Coding region: 1-2130 (709 amino acids)
Molecular function (GO): oxidoreductase activity; copper ion binding
Source: RefSeq, a predicted model, not a curated record
AUGUCCUCGAGAGAGGAUGUAGAGGAUGUAGAGACUGCGGAGCGAGCAGAGGAGCAGCCAUUCCUGACCAGAGAAACGGAAGGAGACGGCGAGGCAAGCGAGGCAGGUGCAACUCCAUCCCCUUCCACAAGACUCAACAACCCACCCGCCUGGUCUGAAAAGAGCCGAGCCGGAAGGCCGCACGGAUUAUGCAAGUUGAGCCUCUUCAUCCUCCUAUUCCUUGUCACCAUCUUGGGAUUGUCUGGCUUAAUAUUGAGCUUCCCACCGAAGGGGACAAGGAAUUCUGAUAAUGACGCCCAUUCUCAUGGCGACCAAGAGAAGACUCACCAAGACGAUCCCAAUCAUGGUCACACUGGAGACGAGAAACCAAGCAUUGUUCACUAUCACGAAGACAUACCCGGCUUGCCACGACUGAGAGACACUUCUGAGUAUGUUCUUUCUCCGUCAUGGGACCGCAGUUCAGCGCCGGUAACCAGGGAAUAUCACUGGACCAUUGCAGAUGGCGAGUUGAAUCCUGAUGGAGUCUAUCGACCCAUGAUCCUCAUCAACAAUCAAUUUCCUGGCCCCUUGGUCGAGUGCAAUGAAGGAGAUACCAUCAUUGUUCAGGUGGAAAACAAGGCUGUCAAUGCCACGUCAAUCCAUUUCCACGGGCUGUUUCAGAAUGGCACCAACUUCAUGGACGGCACUGUUGGUGUCACUCAAUGUCCCAUUGCCCCAAACUCCAACUUCACGUAUGAAUUUGUGGUUCAAGGGCAAUCCGGCACGUAUUGGUAUCACGCACAUCACAGUGCUCAGGCUUCAGACGGUUUACUUGGUCCUGUGGUGAUUCAUUCCAAAGAUGAACUUACGCUCCAAGAAUUGGACUAUGCGACAGACCGCGUCAUCAUGGUCCAGGAUCAUUACCACAAUACCACUGCUGAGCUGUUAAUGGGCUAUCUCCGGCCAGACGGUGAAAAUGAUGAGCCGGUUCCGGACAACCCUCUAAUAAAUGGCCGUGGCGUGAGGAACUGUAACGACUUCAAGGGAUGGCGUUGCGACAGCAGCAAUACAUCUAAGCCGAUUUUCGACCUGACGGCAGGGCAACGACAUCGGCUUCGAUUUAUCAAUGUUGGAGCUUUUGCCGAGUUCCAAAUUCAAAUAGACGAGCACCCCUUUUACAUUACAGAGGUGGACGGAACAGAUGUUCAUCCAGAACCUUUCCACCGUCUCAAUAUCUUACCCGCCCAACGCUACAGUGUCAUCGUAGACACCAACAUCACCACGACAGAUACAUAUUGGCUGCGGGCCAGAAUGGUCACACACUGCUUCACGACCAAGAACAAUCGACUGCAGCCUGAAAUUAGAGGCAUAGUCCGUUACAUAUCACCUAACACGAAGCCCCUAACCUCCGAUCCACAAAGCAAAGAGUGGUCAGAAGCUAUCGAGGUACAGUGUCGCGACCUCAACACAUCAGCUUUGCAUCCCGUUCAGCAUAUGAAGCCUCCCCCGGCAGACGACUUUGUCACUCUCAGAUCCAAUUUCAUGAUUGGAGACUGGCGGCUUGCCCGCGGCUUCUUCAAUGAAUCAACAUGGCAUGCAAAUGCAACGCACCCAUCCCUCUAUCGAUUUCUCGAUGCCAAGCCCGAACUGAGCUCCCUCGAAACGCCAUUAGCCAUCAAUGACAAAGCAUUCGACAAAGAACAUGAUUUUGUCCUUCAAACCAAGGGUAUCCGCACCGUUGACAUCUCCAUCAAUAACUUCGACGAUGGCGCACAUCCUUUCCACCUCCACGGCCACAAAUUCUUCCUCGUCGCUCAAGGCCGAAGCGGGUAUCCUCCCACAGCAGCCACUCUGGACAAAUACCUACAAGAACACAGUGGCAUACUUGAUAAUCCCUUGCGCAGGGAUACCGUCACCGUGGAAGGCUAUUCCUGGGCCAUAGUGCGUGUCGUCCUCGAUAACCCGGGCCUAUGGACACUUCAUUGCCAUAAUACAUGGCACUCCGAAUCCGGCAUGGUGAUGCAGUUACUCGUCCACAGCGAAGUAGUAAGUGGAUGGAAAGUGGACCCGAAGCAUAGGUCCAUGUGUGGGCUUCCAGGCGUUAUGUCUGGCAUGAGACCAGAUGAUAGUAUUUGGUUUGGUAGUUUUUAA